Drosophila mauritiana is the source of this 1426-nucleotide messenger RNA. RefSeq names its product CDP-diacylglycerol--inositol 3-phosphatidyltransferase (gene Pis). The coding region runs from base 145 to 819 and encodes 224 amino acids. Lineage: Eukaryota; Metazoa; Arthropoda; Insecta; Diptera; Drosophilidae. Gene Ontology annotation, molecular function: CDP-diacylglycerol-inositol 3-phosphatidyltransferase activity. Gene Ontology annotation, cellular component: Golgi apparatus; membrane. Gene Ontology annotation, biological process: phosphatidylinositol biosynthetic process. The record is from RefSeq and is a predicted model, not a curated record. The transcript has 5 exons.
AGGUCACGCUGCGGUCACACCAGAUACAGCAAAUUCUGUUUCCACGGUUUUUUUCUGCAGCACUUUUGACAUUUAAUUGGAUAAAAACAAGCCGCAAAGCUAGAAGAUCGCAAAAUAAACGGAAACCCAAAAAAGGCGAACAAAAUGGCAAUUGCCGAGCACGAUAACGUCUUCAUCUUUGUGCCAAAUCUGAUCGGCUAUGCCCGCAUCGUUCUGGCCCUGAUCGCCUUCUGGUUCAUGUCCACCAACUAUGUGAUCUCCGGCUGGUGUUAUGUAACCUCCGCUCUCCUGGACGCCGUCGAUGGACACGCCGCCCGAGCCUUUAACCAAAGCACUCGCUUUGGCGCCAUGCUAGACCAGUUGACCGAUCGCUGCGGCACCACCGGCCUACUGGUCACCCUGGCCUACUUCUAUCCCCGGUACAUGUUCUGGUUCCAGCUGUCCAUCGCCAUCGACGUGGCCUGUCACUGGCUCUUCAUGCAGACGAGCGUUGUGGUCGGACGAAGCUCGCACAAGGUGAAUGACAACUUCAUAAUGCGAUUGUACUACCAGAAGGACGUACUCACAUUCAUGUGCUGCGUCAACGAGCUGUUUUACGUGUGCUUGUACCUCUUGCAUUUCACCUACGGACCGCUGAUAUUCGGCGCAUCGCUCUUCAAGAUACUCGCCUUCCUCACGGGUCCCUUUGCCGUGCUCAAGGCCCUGAUCUCGGUGAUGCACGCCUACGUGGCGGGCAUCGAUCUGGCGGCCGUGGAUGUGCGCGAGCGGCAGGAGCGGCGCCAGAAGUCGGAGCCGGUGAGCGGCAAGAAAGUGGAGUGAAAAUGGGAUGCGGACCGGGAUCAAUCUUCCAGCGGCAGUUCUAUCAACAGAAAGUACUAAACGAGACAACUCUUGAUUCCAAGCUUAAAAACAGAACUUUGAAGACGAAUUGCGAUCAGAUGAAAUAUUGGGCAUUAGGCAACCAAAUAGGCCGUAGUAGGAAUUUAAUUAUUUUUUAAUGCGCUUUUGCAAUGAUUGUUGAUUUUAUUUGAUAUAUUUUAGUUAGACGGGUGGUGAAUCACCCGACAAUUUGUAUUUAAUAGAUUUUUAAAUUGAAAUUCAAGCGAUUCGUUCCAGUCAGUAGCUGUUGUAUAUUUAUUUUGCCUUUAGUUAGCAUAAUUUACGAUUUCUGUGACGCUUACACGCUAUACAUGUAUUAUAUAUAUAUAUAUAUAUAUAUAUAUAUAUAUAUAUAUAUAUGCGUACAUGCAGGCCGACAUACUAUGAAUGAGUGUCUAUUUCCAGGAUUUAUCUCAUUGUGCACGUUUUGGGUUUGACUAACCACCUUCUCCCAGCAACUCUCUCAAUGUAACUAAUGUAUUUCUAAUCGUAAGUUAAAAAAUGUAAUUGGAGACCUGCAUGAAAUAUAUACGACAAAUGGAUGUUA